AUCCAACAAAAAUCCAGCCCCCACCCCUCUCUCUCUCGCAUCAGUAGAUCGCACCCGUCCACGCGUCCCGCAAUCUCCUCCAAUUUGAAACUGCCCCAGCCCACAACCAACGACGGAUGGGAAGCAGAGCAGCGCCGCCUCUGGCUGGACACCACCCGUCGCCGGCCAUGGCGUCCUCCGCCUCCGCCUCCGCCUCCGCCGCCGUGAAGGCCGACAAUCCCUUCUGCCCCAUCGACAUCUCGUCCGACGAGGACGACGAAGUGACAGUCCUUGGCUCCUCCAGCAGCCGCGAGGAGAUGCAGAUCCAGCAGGCCAUCCUCCUCUCCCUCGACCCCUCUCGCGACCAGGCCACCCCCCCCUCCUCCUCCGGAACCGCCGUCGCCGGGACCCCCGAAGGGUCCAUUCCUGACCGCAAGGGGAGGCGCAAACUACGGUCGGAGCUGCCCCUGUUUCCUGUUGAUCCCAGCAGAUCUCCGUCGAAACCAGAGACGCGCCAAGUCAUCGACUUGGACGACGACAGCCCCCCUCAAGUGAUCGAUCUAGACGACGAUGAUGGCUGCAGCUUGAUCUUCCUCAAAGACAUCGCCAGCGGCAAGAGGAAGCUGUUCGAGAAAGGCGAAUGCUCCAACAGCGCCAAGAAAUUCGACUGCACGAUCUGCAUGGAGACGGUCCCCGGCGUCGAGCGGUUCCGCAUCCCCGGGUGCCGGCACGCGUUCUGCGCCGGCUGCGUGCGGCAGUACAUCGCCGCGAGGGUCGAGGAGAACCUGCUGGCCAUCGGCUGCCCUGACCCGGGCUGCAAGAACGGCGUGCUGCACCCGGAGGAGUGCCGGCGCGUGAUCCCGGCGCCGCUGUUCCACAGGUGGGGCGCCGCGCUCUGCGACAUGGCGCUCGGCGAGCUCAAGUUCUACUGCCCCUUCAAGGACUGCUCGGCGCUGCUGGUGGACGACGACCCCGGGGACGGCGACGGCGACGCGGCGGCCAAGGUGGAGUGCCCCUAUUGCAAGCGGGUGUUCUGCGCGAAGUGCAAGGUGCCGUGGCACGAGGGGGUGGAGUGCGCCGAGUUCCAGCGGCUCGGGGACGACGAGCGCGGGCGGGAGGACCUGCUGCUGAGGAAGGUGGCGCAGCAGAGCAAGUGGCAGCGGUGCCCCAAGUGCAAGAUCUACGUCGAGAGGGUGGACGGCUGCACCUUCAUCGCCUGCAGGUGCGGGCACUGCUUCUGCUACCUGUGCGGCUCUACGAUGGCGAGGAGCAACCAUUAUUGCGCAAAGUGCAAGCGGUGAUCGGUGAAUCGUCUUAAAAUGCACAAAGCUACUUCAGGGAAGGAAGUAAUUAUGCAGAUAUUGACUACGUAUAUCUGUGUAACGGUUGGGCGGUAUUGUUGAUAUUAACUUCAGUUGGCAUCAUUUAGCUCGUGCAACUCUAAUGCCACCUUGGCCAUCACUAUGAGAAUUUGACUUUACAGGAGCUGGUUUCCUUGGGGUCUUGUGACCAUGUCUUUUUUGAACAAUCACCGGGGAUGGAGGAGGAGGAUGGAUGGAUCCUCGCUUGAAUAUAUUGCCGAAAGUAUCAACAAGUUGACAAGUGAUACGUAGAUGUGCUAGCGGGCAAGGAGAGGUAUUGCCGCCAAGACAUAGUGACGACCUCUAAUCAGGUUCCUUGUAGCUAAUAGUCUAGACAGUAAGUUGGAAAUGAUGUUUCUAAUAGUUAGACUCGCCAUUCCUUGAAUCCUAAAUUUUCCAAAGACCGGGGUGCACAACCGAAGGCAUGAUGUUGAAGCCGAGGUGCGCGAGGUGUCCAUGUCCCAAAUCUGAGCAAUGGAUAGGGUGUACGUAAGGCCCAAGCCAAGCCAUACUUGGGGCGGCCUUUGGUGGUGGAUGAAUUGUGUAGCGCAUCUUUGGAAGCAACAUCGUACCUUGGGGCAAAAACUGUUCUCCGUGAUGUCCUCGUGGGAGAGAUUGUCUUUAGAGCUUAGCCGGUCUUUGAAGAGGAGUCUAUAAAGAUUUUGAGCUUUGUUGGCACUUUGGAAUUCCAAAAGAGUUGCAUUGAAGUCUUUGUCGUCUUUUGAGGUGAGCAAACUGUAUGCUUUCAUUGACAAAAAUGAAGUCUGAUGAGUGAGGAAUCGUUCAUCAUUGGAUCCAUUUGUUCUAAAAUCCCGCAACAAUGACAAAACAA
Triticum aestivum (bread wheat) is the source of this 2172-nucleotide messenger RNA. RefSeq names its product probable E3 ubiquitin-protein ligase RNF144A-B. Gene Ontology annotation, biological process: protein ubiquitination. The transcript is spliced from 2 exons. NCBI's taxonomy places the organism in Eukaryota, Viridiplantae, Streptophyta, Magnoliopsida, Poales, Poaceae. Gene Ontology annotation, molecular function: zinc ion binding; ubiquitin-protein transferase activity. The record is from RefSeq and is a predicted model, not a curated record. The coding region runs from base 117 to 1280 and encodes 387 amino acids.